Molecule: messenger RNA, 420 nt
Organism: Mesoplodon densirostris (Blainville's beaked whale)
Lineage: Eukaryota; Metazoa; Chordata; Mammalia; Artiodactyla; Ziphiidae
Gene: MSMP
Product: microseminoprotein, prostate associated
Exons: 3
Coding region: 1-420 (139 amino acids)
Source: RefSeq, a predicted model, not a curated record
AUGGCCUUAUGGAUGCUCUGGGCUGGACAGGCUAAAGGGACCCUGGGCGGCUGGGGGAUCACCUGCUUGGUGAUAUCUCUGCUCCUCCAGCACCCAGGAGUCCACAGCAAGUGCUACUUCCAAGCUCAAGCGCCCUGCCACCAUGAAGGGAAAUAUUUCACCCUGGGUGAGUCUUGGCUCCGCAAGGACUGUUUCCACUGCACCUGCCUGCAUCCUGUCGGUGUGGGCUGCUGUGACACGUCCCAGCAUCCUAUCGACUUCCCCGCUGGGUGUGAGGUACGUCAGGAGCCAGGAACGUGCCAGUUCUCCCUGGUGCAAAAAUCUGACCCUCGGCUGCCCUGCAAAGGGGGAGGGCCCGACCCAGAGUGGGGCUCAGCUAACACCCCUAUUCCUGCGGCUCCUGCUCCCCACUCCAGCUGA